Messenger RNA from Hymenoscyphus albidus, 1127 nucleotides. NCBI's taxonomy places the organism in Eukaryota, Fungi, Ascomycota, Leotiomycetes, Helotiales, Helotiaceae. The record is from the annotation of a GenBank genome assembly.
AUGCUUAUCUAUAUGUACCCUUAAUAUAUUAUAGUAUUCUAAGUACUAUAGCGUUAGCUAUAAAUAAUUUUGUUUUAGUUAUUCUUUAAAAAUUAUCUCUUCGAACUCUCUUAGAAUUUUUAACUUUCCUCGCUUAGUACCUAGCUUAGUACCUAGCUAGUACUAGGUAGUACCUAGUGCUUAGUCGGGCCGGUCGGAAUAAUACCUAGGCGCGCUACAGGGCUUGGUCCGACUAUCGGGAACCUAGAAUAGGACACUUUUACUAGCGUUUUAAGCUAAAUUACGUAACUAUACGUACCGGCUAUAUAUAUCUAUCUAUCUAUCGUGUAAGUCCCUCCCUCCUAUUCCUGUUCCUGUCCCUCCCUCCUGUCUCUCCCUCCUAUCCCUCACUACGUAGGUACUGUCCCCCUUCUCUCGCUUCCUCUACCUAUAGGUCCUUCUACAUUUUCCCCCUUUCCCCCUCUCCCCCGCCCUUCUUAGUAAGUAGGUAAGGACAUAGACGCAGAAAUAGUUGUACUAGCCGGUCUGUCCUUCUUCUACGCAAAGUAACAAGUAGAGAGAGGGCGGAUUAGUAGAUAGAGAAAUAUAGAGUAAGAGGGGCAUUUAAAACAACGAAAUAGGAACACCUGAAUCAGGUGUUUUUGGCCAUUUUGUACAUACAUCAGGUGUUCCCGUACUAUGUAGGACGGUAAAUUGGAACACCUGAAUCAGGUGAUUUGGGGGCACCUGAUUUAGGUGUUUUGCUCCCACUAGGAGUAAGGUUCUAAUCACAGUUUUCAAGAAGUCCAUUCAUCAACUCGUAUCAACAGCCAGUUGCACCCGAGCAUAGUUUCCUCUUUGGACACCUCCUUUACCUCAAGAAAUAUGGCGAUAAUCUCCCCAAUGGUGCUCAUUUCCAGUACAUGUUCAGCGAUAUCUAUCAAGAAUCAUUCCAAGAUACAGGAGUAUUCUAUCUCGACAUAUGGCCUCUAAGUCCCAUGUUUCUCGCUGUCUUUUCUCCCAAGACAGCAAUCAUAGCCACUCAAACAAAUACAGGAAUCGCUUCAAGGAAACCCGAUCUUCUUCCACGAUUCUUCAAACCCAUCGCUGGGGGAUUGAAUUUAUUUAACCUUCCUAAGGCGGAUUAG